AUGUGGAUGUUAUAUGAACAUCCAGAACUUAAACUUCAAGACAUACCAACUCAAUUUGCUGACAUUAAAGAAAAUGUUUUUAGUGGACCAGAAGUUGGUGAGAAAGCACGUUUAAUUUGUGUCCCAACUACAUCAGGAAAUGGAAGUGAAGUUUCACCAUUCUGUAUAAUAGUUGAUGAAAAAACUAAUAUUACAUAUCCAAUUGCACAUUAUAAUUUAAUUCCAUCUGUUGCUAUUGUUGAUCCAGAAUUUACUUAUACUGUACCUAAACGAACACUUGCUGAUAAUGGAUUUGAUAUGUUAUCUCAUUCUAUUGAAGCUUAUAUCUCUACUUAUGCUAAUGAUUUUGCUAAUGGUAUGUGUCUUGAAGCACUUCAAAUAAUUUUUAAGAACUUAGUUAAUGGUUAUAAUGGAUGUUCUUGUGCUCGUGCUAAUUUACAUAAUGCUUCUACUAUUGCUGGUAUGGCACAUGGUAAUGCAUAUCUUGGACUUGUUCAUGCCUUAGCCUAUAAAAUUGCUAAUCAUUUCCAUAUCCAUCAUGGUAGAGUUGCUGGUAUUUUAUUACCACAUAUUAUUCGAUAUAAUGCAAAAGUUCCAAUAGAAGGACAAUCUCAAUUAAAGAAAUAUGAUGUAAUGGAAAGGUUUGGAAGAAUUUGUGAUAGAACAGGAUUAAAUCCAGGAAAUAAUGCUGCUGAAUCACUUGCUUCUGAAUGUGAAAUGUUACUUAAAGGAACAGAAAGUGCAACUGGAUUUGCACAAUGUGGUAUUGAUGAAAAAGAAUGGAAAGAUGCUAUUCAUGAUAUUGCUGUAACUACAUUAGAAUCACAAUACAGUAAGUAUAAUCCAAAGAAAGCAACUGUUACUGAACUUGAAGAAAUUUUAAUUGCAUCAUAUAAGCCAAUAGUUUAA
This is a messenger RNA of Entamoeba nuttalli P19, 909 nucleotides long. Its product is annotated as alcohol dehydrogenase, putative. Gene Ontology annotation, cellular component: mitochondrion. The coding region runs from base 1 to 909 and encodes 302 amino acids. The record is from RefSeq and is a predicted model, not a curated record. Gene Ontology annotation, molecular function: alcohol dehydrogenase (NAD+) activity; metal ion binding. Lineage: Eukaryota; Evosea; Mastigamoebida; Endamoebidae. The transcript has a single exon.